Molecule: messenger RNA, 2894 nt
Organism: Nilaparvata lugens (brown planthopper)
Lineage: Eukaryota; Metazoa; Arthropoda; Insecta; Hemiptera; Delphacidae
Gene: nes
Product: lysophospholipid acyltransferase 5
Exons: 8
Coding region: 161-1345 (394 amino acids)
Biological process (GO): phosphatidylcholine biosynthetic process; lipid modification
Cellular component (GO): membrane
Molecular function (GO): lysophospholipid acyltransferase activity; 1-acylglycerophosphocholine O-acyltransferase activity
Source: RefSeq, a predicted model, not a curated record
GGACGAGGUCGACAACGCACGAUGACGGUCAUAUCAAAUAUCAUGGCGAAGCCGAGGACACUGCGGACGUGAGGAGACAAAACUUGUGAAGUUCUUACAAUUCUUGUGACUUUUAACUGUAUGCAAUAUAUAUUAUUAGAAACAUUUUUAAUGUUCAAAAAUGGAGGACUCAAUAUCCAUGAGUAGUCCAGGACUUAUUGCUAAAUUAGCAAGCUCUGUCGGAGCAUCGGAAGCUGCUCUUCGACUUCUUAUUUCAAUUUUUCUAGGUUUCCCAAUUGUGCUGACUCACAGGUACACUCUUUUUGGAAAACUUCCGAAUAUUCAACAUUUGUACUUUGCUUUAACUGGAUUAGCGAUAAACUACUUCAACUAUGGAUCUGAUAUUCUACACACUGUGGUGACAGUGGUAAUUGUCUACAUAGUUCUUCUCGUAUUUCAAAAUUCGUAUCGUGGGCCGAUAAUUGUGCUAUCAUUCACAAUGGCUUAUUUGCUCAUAGGAUAUUAUAUGACUGCAACCGAUACCUACGAUAUAAAAUGGACAAUGCCACAAUGUGUCCUGACGUUGCGUUUGUCGGGAUUAGCGUUUGAUUUAUAUGAUGGAACAUUGCCUACGAUUUUGUAUUUCGUUCGUGAAAUCGUUGAGGAGUUGAAAAUGCUUAUGAUUUUAUUUGAUUUACAGGAGCUUUCUUUCAUAACCCGUUGCGCCGUUCUUGCAAUUUGGGGACAUCUGGCUUUAUAUAAAUAUAUUUCUGUAUGGCUACUUGUGGAAGCUGUGUGUAUCGCCUCAGGAAUAACCUACAAUGGAAAGGAUGAUAAAGGCAACACAAAGUGGAAUGGCCUUUCCAACAUAAAUCUGAUAUUGUUCGAAGGAACUACUCUGUUCGGUCAUUAUAUUGAAGCAUUCAAUAUAAACACUAAUCAUUGGGUUGCUCAAUACAUUUACAAGAGAUUGAAGUUCCUUGGCAACAGGCAGCUAUCUCAACUUGGUGUACUGGUUUUCCUUGCCGUCUGGCAUGGUCUCCACUCUGGAUAUUACAUGUGCUUUUUCUUGGAGUUCAUAUGUAUGAUUAUGGAGAAAGAUCUACAGCCAAUACUGCAGCGCAACGGAGUUGUUCUCGAGUUUCUCCGCAAACCUGGAAUGAAGCAAUUGACUUGGUUGGCUCUGAAGGUCUACACUCUGGUUUUCAUGGGCUACUGUAUGGCACCCUUUGUAUUGCUCUCUUACCAUAAAUGGUGGCAAGUCCAUAAGAGCUUCUACUUCAUGGGACACAUCUUAUGGAUGCCAUGGUACUUGUACCGUCCAAUUGUCAAGAAACUGUUGCCACCCAAAGAACAUACAAGCUAAAGGCUGAUCCAAUCAACGAGGUAAAGCAAUUAGAAUAACAUCGAAUGGAGAUGUAUCUUUCAAUAAUCUCCACAGUCUUUCAGAUAGUUUAUCAACUAAAUUCAUGUGGAAACUUAUAAUUCAGAUUCAAAAUCUGAGGAACAAAAUAUCACAGUAUAAUAUAAUAUUAAACGAGGAAUGAAUAUCAAAAUUAUUCAAUUAAGCACUUCAUCUUUGGUAAAUCUUAUUAGCAUUAAUAGUUGUUAUUGGAGAGAAAAUGAAUUAAGCCUGAUGUUGUGAGACGUUUGCUGAGUGAGAUACUGACUAAGACUUAUUCAAUCUUGAAACAUUUUUCCUGACAUAUUAAUUCAAACUCUGAACCUCAUACUCAUAUCUAAUGCUUUAUUCAUUCUUUCAAGUAUAUCAAUAAUAGGAUUACGGUAUUCGUUAUUACAUAUAAUUUCAACUAUUGUACUAUCAUCUUCAAAACUUUUUUUUAAUUUCCAUUUCCGCUUCACUUCAUAAUAUCUUCACAUUCACGUUAUCACUGCAAUAAUAAUUAUUCUCUGUGAGAGUAAUUUAUACUAUCAUAGAAUAAGCAUACAAGAAUUGUAAGUUUGAAUUUGUAACGUUUUUUAUGAUACUAGCUUCUUAGUUUUUUCUCUUCUUCAUAUAUUUAUGAAUAUUGGAAUCAUUCAUAACUUUAAAUAGAUUUCUGUCAUACUUAAUUUUCCAUAAGCUUUCUAGGAUUAUGUACUUUUCUUUAAUGAAUUGUAAUUUUGCUCAUAUAGUUUUAUCUCCAUAGUCCUUACAUUCGUAUAAUACAAUCAUCGAUUACAAAUUUGAUUGGGUUAUCAUGAAUCCCAACAUUAUAUUUACGGAAAACUAUAUUUUUUUAAUAGUACAUUUAAAAAACAUUCAAUAUUUACGUAUUUAUAUAUCACUAUUAUUAAAACAAGCAAUAUUUAGCAUGAUAUUCAUAUAUUUUAUGUAGUAAUUUUAGUAUAUUUUUGUUCACGCUAUGAAAUAUAUUUUAAACACUCUUUAAGCACUCUACUAUAGAAGUUCGAUAAUCGUAAUGAAGGAUAACAAUUCUUGUCAUAUCUAGAUAUGAUAGAAGACUAUACCUAGAGAUCAACAAUAAAUUAUAGUCUAGAAUAAUAGAAUUUAAUGUAAAUUAAAUUUUAAUUAUAGGCUUUUGGUCAAUUUACUAGUAAUGGUGAUCGAAAGGAACCAUGUAUCUAAUCUAGACUAGUCAGUCAUUAUUGUCAAAAAAUUACUUGGAAGUCCAGAGUACUACUUUGACAUUACAUCUUCAAGUAUGAUCUCUUUUUCUUGCACUUUUUACCUAAUUUUUAAUAAUUAAAGUUUAUCAAGUGUUUCAUUCAAGAUCAGCUUCACUGUAUUUAUAUGGCACAAAACUACUAUUUGAUAUUAUUUUAUGUAUUUUAUCACAAGUCAAUAACAUUCCUUCAAAAGAAAUGUUUUAUAAAAGCAAAUUGUCAAAUAAAUUAUCAUUUCUUUUUUAUCCUUUUCAUAUACCAAUAAAAAUAAUUUAUUAAAACCUUGA